AUGUUUGUGGUUUUUCCUGAUGAUGAGGAUGCAUUUGCAAUUGAAGAUCAAUUCUUUGUUGGAGAUUCAUUACUUGUAAAACCUAUUGUUAAAGAAGGUCAAACAUCAACUGAAAUAUAUUUUUCGGAGAAUGAUGUAAGAAAUACAUACAAAAUAUUGAUUUUUAAUUUUGCAACAACAAAUGUUAGAGGAAGAAAGAAGAAGAUAGUGGAUGAUAGUAAUGACGGUGAUAAAUCCGAUGAAAUUAAUAAAGAUGCCACAAAACAAGUUGUCAAAGAAGCAGAAGAACAAGACAAAUCAUCUGAUACAACUAUUACCAAAGUCAAGUCUACUAAGGGAAGAAAGAAAAAGGUAAUUGACGACGAUAAAGUUGGUAAAUCCGAUGAAAAUAAUAAAGAUAGCACAAAACUAGUUGAUAAAGAGGUGGAAGUACAAGAUAAAUCGUCUGAUGCAACAACUAUUACUAAAGCUAAACCUACUAGAGGAAGAAAGAAAAAGGUGGUUGACGGUGAUAAUGACGGCGAUAAAUCCGAUGAAAAUAAUAAAGAUAGCACAAAACUAGUUGAUAAAGAGGUGGAAGUACAAGAUAAAUCAUCUGAUGCAACAACUAUUACUAAAGCUAAACCUACCAGAGGAAGAAAGAAAAAGACAUCUGAUGAAAUUAAUAAAAAUAUGUUGAGUAUGUGGUAG
Entrophospora sp. SA101 is the source of this 690-nucleotide messenger RNA. Lineage: Eukaryota; Fungi; Glomeromycota; Glomeromycetes; Entrophosporales; Entrophosporaceae. The record is from the annotation of a GenBank genome assembly.